CCGGUUUCCAGGCUAGCGUGCUCUCCUGUGGAAAUCAGACGUUGGUCCAUGUUUUGCUGCACCGUGGGCUCCGUGUGGAGAGAGCAUGGCUGAGCUCUGCAGCCAGGUCAUGAAUGCAGUGACCUAUGAUGAUGUGCAUGUGAACUUCACCCCGGAAGAGUGGGCUUUGCUGAACCCUUCCCAGAAGAAUCUCUACAAGGAUGUGAUGCUGGAGACCUUCAUGAACCUCACCGCUAUUGGAUGCACUUGGGAAGAUCAAAAUAUUGAAGAGCAUUCUCAAAGGUCUAGAGGAUUUGGAAGUCACUUUGAAAGAUAUGAAAGAAGUUUUAUAGAAGAGAAAGCAUGUGAACGUAUUCAACAUGAUGAAGCCAUUGCAUGUGCGACUCGACUACAAAUACAUAAAAGAACGCAUACUGGGGAGAAACACUAUGAAUGUAAUCAGUGUGGUAAAGCUUUUACACGUCACAGUAUUCUUCAAAGACAUAACAGAACACACACUGGAGAGAAACCCUAUGAAUGUAAUCAGUGUGGUAAAGCUUUUACAUGUAACACUUAUCUUAAAAGACAUAAGACAACACAUACUGGAGAGAAACCCUAUGAAUGCAAUCAGUGUGGUAAAGCUUUUACACGUCACAGUAGUCUUCAAAGUCAUAACAGAACACAUACUAGAGAAAAACCCUAUGAAUGUAAUCAGUGUGGUAAAGCUUUUGCACAUCACAGUAGUCUUCAACAACAUAAAAAAAUACAUACUGGAGAGAAACCCUAUGAAUGUAAUCAGUGUGGAUACACUUGGGAGGAUCACAAUUUUGAAGAGCAUUCUCAAAGGUCUAGAGGAUUUGGAAGUCACUUUGAAAGAUAUGAAAGAAGUUUUAUAGAAGAGAAAGCAUGUGAACGUAUUCAACAUGAUGAAGCCAUUGCAUGUGCGACUCGACUACAAAUACAUAAAAGAACGCAUACUGGGGAGAAACACUAUGAAUGUAAUCAGUGUGUUACCUUAAAAAUCAUAACAGAACACAUUCUGGAGAAAAACCCUUUGAAUGUAGUCAGUGUGGUAAAGCCUUUUUGUUUCACCGUGGUCUUCAGAGGCAUAUAA
Messenger RNA from Alexandromys fortis (reed vole), 1093 nucleotides. RefSeq names its product zinc finger protein 431-like. The record is from RefSeq and is a predicted model, not a curated record. NCBI's taxonomy places the organism in Eukaryota, Metazoa, Chordata, Mammalia, Rodentia, Cricetidae. Gene Ontology annotation, molecular function: DNA-binding transcription factor activity, RNA polymerase II-specific; RNA polymerase II transcription regulatory region sequence-specific DNA binding. Gene Ontology annotation, cellular component: nucleus. The transcript is spliced from 7 exons. The coding region runs from base 86 to 1093 and encodes 335 amino acids. Gene Ontology annotation, biological process: embryo development; urogenital system development; regulation of transcription by RNA polymerase II.